UUCGUUAGGUGCACUGUCAGUCUUCUGAAGGAGACUCUCUACGAACUGCAAGUUGCUGAUUCAAUUUUUUUGUCAUCUGACUGAAUUACUCAGCAAAUUUCUUAUUUAAGAUGAUGGUUCCUGAGUUUACUCUUGGUAUUUGGCUGCUUCUACAGCUGAUAAGUCCUGUGGCUAAUUAUGCAAAUGGAAAAGUAACAGAGGCCUGCCACACAAUGAUUCCUCUCCAUGGCUAUACUCCACAGUCAGAUCCUAUUCACAAAAUCACGUUGAAUCAGACCACAUUUCUUCCAGGAGAUACUAUCACAGUUACUCUGUCUGGGCCACAGUUUAAAGGAUUCCUCAUAGAAGCCCGAAAUGCCAACGAUUUGGAUAGCAGUCCUGUUGGCUCCUUCACUCUGAUUGACAGGGAGGUGUCCCAGCUUCUGACCUGUGAAGACAAAGAGGGUUCAGCUGUCAGUCAUACAAGUCCAGCAAAAAAAACCAAGAUACAGGUCCAUUGGAAUGCACCAAGCACUGUUAAUUACUCUGUACAAUUUCUAGCCACUGUUGUUGAGAAGUACAAAAUCUACUGGGCAAAGAUUCGUGGCCCUAUUCUUUCCCCAUCAAAUGCACAUCCUUUUACAGUGUCCCAAACUACAACAGUAUCUUCACCUACAUCAAGUCCCAUCACCAAUCUAAAAAAAUCGUUCAGCACAUUGAAUUGUGGGAGAACAAAGUUCUGUAUCAGGAAUCCUGUGAACUGUGAUCCAGGGAACGAAUACCACUGUUUCUUUCUCUCCUUUGAGAGAGAAAAUAAUUCAGUACUGAUUGAAAUGAGUGGACCUAAUGAAGGCUACUUAUCCUUUGCAUUGUCUCAUGAUCAAUGGAUGGGUGAUGAUGAUGGAUACUUGUGUAUUCGUGAAGAUGAGACUGUGCACAUACACCCUUCUUAUGUGAUUGGACGAAGUCACCCUGUGUUAGAUUCUUCGACUGCCCUUGAAGCUAUGGCAUGGAGGCUGGCUGAUGGAGUUGUUCAGUGUUCUUUUAGAAGAAAUAUUAGUCUUCCUGGUUCGAAGAGAUUUGACCUGGACCAGAAGUAUUACAUAUUUCUAGCCAAUGGAGCCGCUAAUGAUGGUCAGAUUUUUAAGCAUUCACAGCAACCUCUGAUUACCAGUGAAAAACAUGAUGUGACAGACCAUCCGAAGAAUAUAGGAGGCUCCCGAUCUCCAUUCCUCCUGAAGGUUCAUGGUGCAUUCAUGUUUGUGGCCUGGAUGACAACUGGGAGCAUUGGUGUGCUGGUUGCCCGAUUCUUCAAACCUGUAUGGCCCAAGGCCUUCCUCUUUGGUGAGGCAGUCUGGUUUCAGGUACAUCGGAUUCUCAUGCUCUGCACCUCUGGCCUCACUACUGUUGGUUUUGUACUUCCUUUCAUAUAUAGAAAAGGCUGGAGUCAGGAAGCAGGUUAUCAUUCAUACCUUGGCUGUGUAGUGUUGACAUUAGCAGUUCUUCAGCUGCUUCUAGCAGUUUUCAGGCCCCCAUCACAUGAUCCAAGACGGCAGAUAUUUAACUGGACUCAUUGGGGGACUGGUACUGCUGUUAGGAUACUAGCAGUGACAGCAAUAUUCCUGGGUAUGGACUUACCAGGACUCAAUCUUCCCACUCCAGGGAAAACAUAUGCAAUGAUUGGAUUUGUAGGUUGGCAUGUUGGUACUGAGAUUCUUCUUGAGAUACAUGCCUAUCGGCUCACACGCAAAGUUGAAAUAUUGGAAGAUGAUAGAAUUCAGAUUCUUCAGUCAUUUACAACAGCUGAGGCAGAGGGCCAAGCAUUUAAAAAGCUGGUGUUCGUUGUCUAUCUUUGUGGAAAUGUAGCUUUUCUCUUCAUAUUCCUAUAUGCAAUUGGCCAGCAGUGACUUAACUUCCAACAGUGCAUGAAUGAAGGCAAACAGAACCUUGGACUUGAAUGAUGAGGAGAUGAUGAAACUCAAAGCCUGUACUAACUGCCUCUGAUUGUUUCCUGAAAUUUUUUAAAAGAUGAGUGUCAUGUUUAUGAAGGGAUUCUGAGCUAGGAUCACUGAAAAUAAACUUUCAGUAAGGGCUGUCUGGAUAAUAAAUUUACAUUAAGUCACUUAUAUGUAUUCUCCAGCUUCAAGGAAGAUUAUACCUCGAGGACCUGGUCCUCAAAUUUUCUCCUAUGAGGUAAGUAUAGUAAAAACAAAACAAAACAAAACAAAUUGGCAAAGAACUUUUAAUGCCCACUCUGUCCUAAACAAAACCAAAAUCCAAUUCACUUUUAAUUUUUGGAGGAAGAGGAUUUCUAUUGAAGAAGAUAAGUUCCUAAUGGCAAAUAUGCUACAGUUAAAACAAGAAGAAAUCCAUCAUUUUUCGUUAAUUCAUCCUAAUGGUCUCCUUGGCUUCUCUUAAAAUGGAAAGCUACAUGAUUGUUAGAAGAGUUUUGAGCAUAACUCAUGUUCUGUGCUGCUUAUCUUUACUUCUGUGGUAAAAUGGAAUCAAGGCAAAGAAAAAAAACAUCAUGGCUUUCAUUUAAAGCCCUAUCUGGCAAGCAUUCUGUGUGCCUUGUGCAGAAGAACUCCAUGGCCCAUCAAAGCUUUUCAUCUGCUGGUCUAACAGAAGCCUUUAAAGAGCCUCAAGACCAAAACAGAAACACUGAAUCAUCUCUUUUCCAUGCUCCUUGUUUUAACUAUAACCUGUGACUCUUAUUAAGGUUGAUGAAGACAAAACUUACUCAGGCAAAUUGAAUCAAAAGAACACUUAUGCAAAUAUAUGUCUAGCACCCUCCAUUUCUUUGCACUCUGAAAUUUAAAAAAAAAAAGGUGCCAAAAACUGUAUUGCCUUAGAAAAUUUAGAAACCUGUGAAUUGAAACAGAAAAUGUCAUUCUUCAUGUUAAUGCUUUUUGUUUGUUUUGUUUUUAAUCAGUUGUCCGUUCCAUUGGUGUGUGGGCAGGUUCCACGGUUGCCAUUGUGACCUCUGGCCAUUGGGUAGUGCUCUAAAACCAGAGUCCUAGAUCUUUCUUGUUGCAGUGCUCAGUGAUUCAGACUUGUACUUCUGUACCGACAUGCUAGAAAGCAUUUAGUUUGGCAGCUGUCUCUCCCUAAAUUGAUUUAAGAUUUAUUUCUUUAUUGGGGGUGGUGGUACAUAGAAAGUUAAUAAGAAACAUUAGCAUUUACAUUACAUUGUAUUUGUAGGGGUGAGAAGAGAAAGGGAGGGUGGCCAUUUCCCCCCUUUUAUAGAUGUUUGCUUACAGACCCCACAGCGAACAAGUGAAACCUACCUGAGGAAAGAGGAACGAGAUGUUAUUAAAUACUCUUUUACAAAAUAGAUUGAGGAGGUCUUUAUUGGUUAUUAGUAUUUCAAAUGAUGUUUCUCUAAGUGUUUUGAGAAUGUUAAAUUUUUUGCUUGGGUCAUAGACAAUCUCUAUUCAAGCUAUGGAACAGCAUAAGUGAAACCUACUAUUUUUUCUUUUGCUAGAUAAAAUUGUCUACUUUUCCUUCUUUCUCUGUAUAAGUAUGCGUGAAUCAUGAAAAAACUAAGGGGUUGCUCUGUUCAUCUUUUCUAAAUGCAGAAUUUUUAUUUUGUUGCUCGUGUAGUCUGUGUUCCUUUCUGUCAUCAUUGUAUUGUUACUGUUAUUAUUUUUAAAAGGUGGAGCAUAGUCAUAUAAAUGUAUGAUAAAUUUUUUUCCUGUUGCUUGCUGGUAGUAAGGAUUUGUAGAUAAAUAAAUUUCCUGUUACAUAGUUUAUUCUAAAUUAAAGGGGAAAGAGCGAUUUGAAGGGGAAGAUGAGCUUUGAACUACAGCAUCUGUGAACUCUAGUCAAUUUUCCUUCAACUAAGGAAAGUCACUUUAAUCCUUUCUGGAUUAUUUAUCUGUUGAAAUACUUUUAUGAAAAAAAUUGUAUCGAUGGCAGUGCUACACCAACAAUUGCACCGAAAUGCGGAUCGGUACCGUAGGAGAUUUCUAAUUUCAUGCUAAUAGAAAAAAUUUUGCCCCCUAAAAGUAAGAGUUAUCAUUUUUCUUAAUCAAAGCCAACCUCCUUGGACAUCAGAAACCUGUUCUUUUGUCCACAUUUGUUUUCAAUGCUAUAAAAAUAUAUACAAGAUAUACAUUUGUACAUAAAUGUAAAGUUGUAGAUCCUGUUUUAAUUUUUUUUUUCAUUUCUUCUGUUAGAUGUGAUUUUGAAACUCCACAAAUGCUUUGAAAGAGGGAAUGGGUUUCUUGCCUUUUUUUUCCUUCUCCAAAUAUAAAACAAGAGAAAUUAAAGUAUGUUCCUCAUGAA
Messenger RNA from Vombatus ursinus (common wombat), 4266 nucleotides. It is a transcript of the gene FRRS1, whose product is annotated as ferric chelate reductase 1. Gene Ontology annotation, molecular function: oxidoreductase activity, acting on metal ions. NCBI's taxonomy places the organism in Eukaryota, Metazoa, Chordata, Mammalia, Diprotodontia, Vombatidae. The coding region runs from base 111 to 1886 and encodes 591 amino acids. The transcript is spliced from 17 exons. The record is from RefSeq and is a predicted model, not a curated record.